Klebsormidium nitens is the source of this 3777-nucleotide messenger RNA. Lineage: Eukaryota; Viridiplantae; Streptophyta; Klebsormidiophyceae; Klebsormidiales; Klebsormidiaceae. The record is from the annotation of a GenBank genome assembly.
CCCACUCACUCGGGAGUCGGAGCUCCGCCGGCGCAGGCCUGGCCUCCUAUUAGCCUUCGCACAGCGGCAGGGAAAAGCUCAACGAAACAUGCACUGCACUGUUGCAGGGAAAAGCGCGCAGCAAAUCUCCUUCGCCGUUCCUGGUCAACUACCCUUGCGCAUGCGAGAGAGGGUAGGACUUCUGCUUGAUGGGAAGGGGCAUAACAUCGCUCAAACAAUCCAACGUUAGCGACCCAUUGCAUGAACUUGGCUGGGGCGCUCACCUUUCAGAAACAUUUAGUGGAAAGCAUAUCCUUGUUGUUUCUGUAGAUGCCUAUGUCAGGCAAUGUGAGGGCUCCGCACUGCAAUCAGAAAGGCCAGCGCUUCUGUCACCACUGAAAGCACCAUUACCAUCACAAGAAAUUGGUGACGGACUUUCUCGGAAACUGGAAGCGAGUGCAAUGUGCACCGGCUAGCGGCGGCAGCGCAGAGGGGUCCACAAUAUGGCGCUAAGCACGUCGCACCUCACAUUACACCGUGGAACGCUUUGGGGCACAGCAAUCUGCUCUGAUGGGGUCGGUGGUGGCAUCGGCCCGUUGACAUCAGCAUGCACCAGCACCGCUGAUGUCACCUUUGGGUCUCUUGCCAGGCGCGCUGACGUCAGCGCGGGCCGUGCACCCAGCGAGCGGAGCGAUUGUGCCAAGUGCCGCUCCUUCGGCACGCCUUUAGGGGGUUCAGACCGGUUGACUAGAAGUAGACGGAAGAAGAACGAGUACUCGUUUCCUAAUCUAGAUUUUCUUUCUGGGAGAGACGCGAGGGAGAGAAACCAUGUGCCAGCCGCAACCAGGCAGCCAUGGCCCGCCCCGAAAGCGGACGCCGGCGCCGACUUUUCCGAGUAUGAGAGCGAGUUUGAGAGCGGGUUCGACAGCGGGAUGGAGAGCGAGUUCGAGGGGCCGGCGGGGAGGACGCGAACCCGGCGGCGGCGCACCGGAACAGUGGGGAUCCCUCUGGAGAGCAAACUGCGGCUGCAGUUUAUGAUGCGCUUGGCGAGGGCAGCGAGGGAAGGGGACGUCGAUGCGGCGGAGGGGGGGCUGUCGGAGAUGCGCGCACUGGGGCUGAAACCGGGCGCGAAGAUUCAUCAUUCGGUGGUGUGCGCGUACGCGACGCAGGGGGACGGGGAAGGGGCGGUGCAAGCGCUCCGGCGGGCGCUCGCUACUGGCGAGCACCCCCUGCCGGAGACGUUCAAGGCGAUUCUGCAGUGCUUUGCAAAGGCGGGGCUGGGUGCCCGGGUGGAUCAAGUCCUGGCGCUGCUCGAGCGGGAAGGGCACGAUGCACUGGGGCCGUGGCAGUGGGUGGUCGACGAGCUAGUUAAGCAUGGGCACAUAACCGACGCUAACCGCGUCUUCACCCACGGGGCGGCUGGGGGCCUUCCGGUGCCGUACGAACGGUGGAUAGAGAUGCUUCGGGUUAACGAAAGCUUUGGAUUUACUGGGAUGAAGGCGGUUUGGACGUACAUCGAUUUGAUGCGGCGGAGGGGGCAUCUACUGUCGGUGCUUGAGUACAACCGCAUUCUUAAAGCCUUGUCAAACAACGCGUGGACGAUCCGGCAGCGGGGCGUCUCCGUGGCAGCCAUGGACAUCGCGAGAGAUCAGACGUGGGUUGAAAUGGAGGAGCAGGGCCCGGGCCAGCACCCCGACAUCCACAGCUUCAACACUGUGCUGGAAGGAUACAUCCGGGAGCUCAUUAGUGGCAGCAGGGACUCUGACGAGUACAUAGAGGAAAUCUUGGCCGGCCUGUAUACUGACAACCGGUUGCUCCAACCAAACCUCCAAACCUUCCUGCUCAUGUUCGAGUUCUUCGCCAUCAACCGGUACCUGGAUACUGGGCGGCGCUACUUCUGGGCCCUGGUCAACUUUUACGGCCCACACAUCCUGCGUCAGUUGCCCCAGGAGGAAGACCGCGGCCGGGGCUCGGCGCUCGACAUCUACGUACGAGGUUUAGUUCAGUCAGCCCGCAUCGACGAGCUCCUUCUCGUCCUGGCCAACAUGGAGCGCGCGGGGUUAAAAGUAAACCCACGGGUGAUGGUGGUUAACCAGUGGGGCCGGUCGUUGUGCACCAGUUGGGUCGAUCCGAUGGACGUGGAAGUUGAUCUGGGUUUCUUCAACGACCCCCUCGAAAAGUUUCGGGUAGUGGAAAUUGAGGGCCAGGACCUGCCGGGGAGUGUGAAGGCGCGGCGGAAGCCCAACUGGGCCAAAACGGACGAAGAGUUGGCGGAGGAGAAGCGGCACAACCCGGACGACCCCGGCUUCGCUUUCUUCGCCCAGGGCGCGCCGUCCAUCUCGUGGCAGAAGCACCUCUCGCUGCUGCAGCGGCGCAAGAAGCUGGACCGCCUCGACGCCGCCGUGCGCCGGGUGGACCCCGACGCGCCGCUCGAGGAGCGCUGGGAGGCGGAGAAGCUCGUCGAGCGGUGCAGGAUCGAUAUCGAGCGGUCGGUGCCGAUCAAGCGGGUCCCGAAGGCGGCGAGCAAGCUGUUGGUGGCCGAACUGAAAGAAGAACUCGCGGGGUAUAAGCAAUCGACGGUCGGAACGCGGUCGCAGCUGUACGAGCGCGUGCAAAAGGCGCGGCGGGAGGCGCGGGCGCGCGGGUCCGAGAUGUGGGUGCCGGCGGGAUACGAGGGGGAGGAGCCCGAGGAUAAGGCGGCCGCCGAAGCCGCCCUAGACGCCGAGGUCGAGUCGCGCAUUCGGAUGCGCGAGGAGGCGAAAGUGGUGUACGACCAUCCUCCGCUCCCGGGGGAUCCCCCUGACGACUGGCUCUCGUUCCUGCGCGAGCACCGGGGGGAGAACUCCGGGCGGGCGAUCCGCCCCAUGGAGCCGUACUGGUACGACCGGGGGCACCGAUACAGCGCCCGGCAGAACGAGCUGGACACGUUGCUGGAGGAGAAGACGGAGGAAGAGUUUGAGGCGCUCGCCGUCGAGUACCUGAACAAGAAGAGCGGCACGAGCGGGCUGGCGAAGGACGAUGUGCAGGAGUGGUGGCGCAUGGAGUGGGUGGACGCGGCGAGCGGGUGGGGCUUCCACUGGGAGGACGACGAACGGGCCGCGUAUCGGGACGGGCUGUUCGAACCGGCAGAAUCGUAUGACCGCAUCCGGGAGUUCAACAUGGCGCGGUAUCUCAUGCAAAAGGUGGUCGAGCUGGGCGGCACCCCGACGAUGGAGGACUUUUGUUUCCUCAUUCGCCACGCCAUCACGCUCGAAAAGGUGGAGGACCUGCCGGAGCUCCUCCAAGUGGCGCGCGAGCGCCACGGCUACGUCUACGGCCGGUUCCUGUACGAGGACGCGUUGCAGGCCGCCGUGGAGGGCUGUCAAAAGGACACCGCAAAUCUGCUCAUGCAAGAGGCGCAGGUAGCGGGGGUAGAUGUGUCGGUCGAAGUGAUGGAACGAGUUCUGAACAUGAGCGACGAAGUAGACGAAAGCAAUCUGUCGCUAGAGGAGCAGAGAAAGUUCAAAGAAGCGAUGCGAGAGGAACAACGUAUUUAAGCCCGCGUUUCCAGCCCAGGGGCUUUGAACCCUUUGAGGGGUAGAAAUCCAGAAAACGAGAGCUGGCAUGCUCAGUCGACAACCGAACGCGUGCACAAAGCAGAGUAUUGCAUUGGUUCACGAAUGCAUGGAUCUCCCCGUGUCCAAAGUCGCCCAGUGGCGCUCUUCCAGCAACACGAGAUUGUCAAGGACCCACUGAUUUCCUUGGCGGGAGUUAAUUUGCCAUGUUCGCCUGACAUUUCGCAAAGUCAGAAUUCUUAAG